Carassius gibelio (silver crucian carp) is the source of this 3330-nucleotide messenger RNA. Its product is annotated as pre-B-cell leukemia transcription factor 1. Gene Ontology annotation, molecular function: RNA polymerase II cis-regulatory region sequence-specific DNA binding; DNA-binding transcription factor activity, RNA polymerase II-specific. The coding region runs from base 239 to 1498 and encodes 419 amino acids. The record is from RefSeq and is a predicted model, not a curated record. Gene Ontology annotation, biological process: embryonic organ development; regulation of transcription by RNA polymerase II; neuron development. Lineage: Eukaryota; Metazoa; Chordata; Actinopteri; Cypriniformes; Cyprinidae. The transcript has 9 exons. Gene Ontology annotation, cellular component: nucleus.
CUAAUAUCAUCACGCUAUAAAGGGUUGGCCUGCGCUGGGUGCGCCCCUCCCCCUAUAACUGUUCUGUCUCCUGGAGGAGCUCAUUUGUAUGAACACGCAUAGGAAAAAAGAACGAUAGAAAGAACGGCUCCUCUCCAGUCGCGACUCGGCUCCCAUCGUUCAUGUUUAUGAGCCGUUCAAAAGAAUCGGUUCGUUCGCGAACGUCACAACUCUAAUCUAGAUUAAUGUACAGCUCAGGAUGUUGCAGCCACAGCAGCCCAUCACAGGCAACGGGCCCAGCGCAAGCCGCGGUCUCGGGUUGAACGUACACCCUGGAAUGCAUCCCCUUAACCCGGUACACCCGACUUCUCAACACCGCCCCGAUGGAGACCCCGCGGGCCUCGAAGGAACCGAAAAUGGACACAACAACCGCCGAGACAUCGGAGAUAUCCUGCAACAGAUCAUGACGAUCACCGACCAAAGUUUAGACGAAGCGCAAGCAAAAAAACACGCUUUAAACUGUCAUCGGAUGAAACCGGCUUUAUUCAGCGUCCUGUGCGAAAUUAAGGAGAAAACUGGUCUUGCCAUGAGAAAUGCUCAGGAGGAGGAGCCUCCAGACCCACAGCUCGUACGAUUGGACAACAUGCUUCUGGCAGAAGGUGUGGCCGGUCCAGAGAAAGGGGGCGGGGCCGCCGCCGCGGUCUCUGCCGCGACCAGCUCUGGCGGGAUGUCACCUGACAGCUCACUGGAGCACUCCGACUAUAAAAGCAAGUUGAGCCAAAUUCGGAACAUUUACCACACAGAGCUGGAAAAAUACGAGCAGGCCUGUAGUGAGUUCACUACCCAUGUUAUGAACCUGCUGAGGGAGCAGUCUCGCACCCGUCCCGUGUCUCCGCGCGAGAUCGAGCGCAUGGUGGCCAUCAUCCACCGCAAGUUCAGCUCCAUCCAGACGCAGCUCAAACAGAGCACCUGUGAAGCGGUCAUGAUACUGCGCUCGCGCUUUCUGGAUGCCAGGCGUAAACGGCGCAAUUUUAGUAAACAGGCCACAGAGGUCCUAAACGAGUAUUUCUACUCGCAUCUCUCGAACCCUUACCCCAGCGAGGAGGCCAAAGAAGAGCUGGCCAAGCAGUGUGGUAUCACUAUGUCUCAGGUGUCCAACUGGUUUGGCAACAAGAGGAUUCGCUAUAAGAAGAACAUUGGGAAGUUCCAGGAAGAGGCCAAUCUGUAUGCCAUGAAGACGGCCUUAGGGGCGACACAGAGCGAGGAAUCCCCCCACACUCCAAACUCUACUGGCUCAGGGUCGUUCUCGCUCUCAGGGUCAGCUGACUGCUUCCUAGGAGUUCCUCCAGUGAACGGAGAGCAGCCGUCCUAUCACAUGGGAGCUCAGGACGCUCAAUCACGCUUCUCAGAAAGACUCUGUAGUACCAGAGAGAGCCGGACUAAUGGUAGCUGGCAGGAGCAGAACACGCCACCCUCCGCCACUUCACCCAACAGCGAUCACUCCGACAACUCGGACUGAUGAGCUCCUUCCGCUCAGAUCCCGGAGGACACACGAAAUGACGAAAGAAUGAUCACUCUUCUACCCAAAUGCAGUUUUAGUUUUUCGCAUUUAUUUAGUUUUUAGAAGCUCAUUAUCAGACUCUACAUGAAACACGAGCAGAGAUCUUCCAUGUACACCGUUCAUAAAGCUGAGCAUAUGACAAUUGUCGUAUUCCAUUCAAUACGGUAAUUUACCAGAAUGGGCCUCAUUCAUGAAGCAUGAUGUAAAUUGUUUGCAAAAUCUUAAAAAGAAAAAUGCAUUCAGUGCUGUGCGAGCAGAACAGAUUUCUGUCCAAAUGUCUCGCACACACAUAUAUAUUAUAUAUAUACAUUUGUGACCCUGGACACACGAAACCAGUCUUAAGUCUCUGGGGUAUAUUUGUAUCAAUAGCCAAAAAAACAUUGUAUGGGUCAAAAUUAUCAAUUUUUCUUUUAUGUCAAAAAGCAUUAGGAUAUUAAGUAAAGAUCAUGUUCCCUGAAGAUAUUUUGUACAAGUUGUCACGAUCAUUAGCUGGUGCACCCAUAAACUCCAAUAGAGGGCACUUUACUCAGGGCUCUGACAUUUUUUUUUUGUCAUCCCCUUUUUCGAACUCCAUUUCCCAUCGUGUCUCAUUCCUGGGACUGAUUGCACACACACACACUUAUAAGCAGCACAAUCACUCUCAGUCUGGGCGAAGACUUGUUUAGCCCCGUCUAGCAAUUCAGAGCAUUUUUCCUGUGUUUGUUCUUCCCGUUUUUGAUUUUGGAUUGUGUAUACCGCCUUUGCUUCUCUGCCGCCUGCCCCGACCUCUGCUUGUGACUGUUGAUUAUUGAUUCUGGAUAUCCCUGACGCCAUUCCUGAUUAAUGCCUGUCCGACCAGUCUUAUAUUAAAGUUCUGCAUAUGGAUCCGAACAUCUCCGACUCUCCUUGUAACAGAAGAUUUCGCCCAGACUGAGAGUGAUUGUGCUGCUUAUAUGUGUGUGUAAUUAAAUUAAGUUGCAUCUCUGCCAAAUAUUGUCCGAAUCGUAUAAAUAAAUCAUCCAAACAUCAGUGGAAAGCUUAUUUAUUCAGAACUUAUGCUUAAUCACACUUAAGACUGGUUUUGUGGUCCAGGGUCACAUAUAUGUUACAGUUAAUGCAUACAUAUGUGCAUGUGUGUGUGUCUGUGUGUGUGUGUGUGUGUAUAUAUAUAUAUAUAUAUAUAUAUAUAGGCACACACACAUGCACACGUAUAUGGUGUUAGAAAAAAUGCUAGCUAAUAUUAAUAUACAUAAGUUUUAGUUUUGCAAACAAUUUAUGUUUUUGUUGAGUUGUAUGUUUCAUGAAUGCCCUUUUCUCCGUUUGGAUGAAUGAGUGUGUUUGUGUGAGAGAGAAGAGUUGGAUGAGUUUGUGGCGUUUAGUUGCCAUCAUGUAUUUUAUUUGAGUUUUAUUUUCACUUUUCCACUACAUUACAGCUUCCACUAUUUGUUACUGCAAUAUCUGGAUGUUGAAAGGGGAACUUUUUAAACUGCAUUAAGACUGCUUUCAUUAUAGUUAUUAUAUUAUUGUUAUCACUGCUCUAUAUUGUUUAUUCAAAGCUCAGAUAGAAUUGGCUUGGGUGACGGGGGCAAUAGAGAAAAAUCCAAAGAUUGUUUGUUUGGCUUUUUUGGUGUGUGUGUGUGUUUCUCUUUUGUACUGGGUUUGUGUAUGUUUCAGUUAUAUGAAUGAGGUGUGUUUGCUGUCUUUAUUUCUCGUUUGAAUGAGUAUAUCAACAGUGCUGUCUUUUCUCUGUACAGUGAAACACCUGUAUUCUCUACCUCUUUUACAAUAAAGACUGUCUGUGUACACAUUCA